GAAAUGUUUUCAUUCGAAGUUUUUUUUGACAUGUCAUCCGAUUUUCCUCUCAAAAUGUUAUCAAAUAACAACAUAUUUUGAUAACAACUAUGUUAACUGUUUAAUGAAGUACCAUGGUUGCUGAAAAAGCUUUAGAAGCCGCUAAGCUCGGCGAUCUGGACCUGCUAGAGUCGUUGAACUUGAGCAGGUGCCUAAAUGAACAAGUGGCUGACGGUGUUGGGGCCACCUGUGUACAUUAUGCAGCCAGGGCUGGUAAUUUAGAGGUACUUGAAUACCUUGUCACUCAGUGUGGAUUUCGUGGAAACAAGCGGAGUAAGAUCGGUGCUACAGCGGCGCAUGAUGCUGCAGCCACAGGGAACUUGGAAUGCCUGUCAUUCAUGCUGGAUUUUUUAAAGACGGGAUGUCAAGUUGAUGAUACCGAUUCCACCGGUGCCACUAUCUUACAUUUAUCGUCACGAUUCGGACAUUAUAGCGUUGUGCGAUGGAUCUUGGAGAAUACAGAAUGUAACGCUACACAGAAGACAGCCGUCGGAGCACUGCCAUUACACUUUGCUGCGGCGAGAGGAGAUAUCCGAAUAGUUCAGUUGCUGACACGGCAAGCGCCGAGCACAGUCAACAUGCAGAUGAAUAAUGGCGUAACGUCUGCCUACCUGGCCUGUCAGGAGGGUCACCUUGAUGUCCUCAAGUUCCUUGUCCUGCAGGCGGGCGCCUCAAUCAAGAUCCCCGCCCAUGAUGGUAUGAUGUGCAUCCACUCAGCAGCACAGUCGGGAAAUAUUCAAAUAGUCUCUUAUCUGGUGAAUGACCAGUACAGUGAUCCCAAUGAGCGGGACUGUGAAGGCACUACCCCGAUUCACUUUGCCGCCAGCAAGGGCCACACCAAACUAUUAACAUGGCUGUUGCUUAAUGGCGGGAAAAUUCUGCUCGAUAACCUGGGCGGCUCGCCCUUACAUGAUGCUGCAGAACACGGGCAAAUGGAGAGUAUUACCAUCUUACUGGAGCACGGCUGCGAUCCGUCUCUUGCUGAUAACAACGGCCUGACAGCAGAAGAAUUGGCCGAACACUGCCUUCAUAGAGAGUGUGCCAUCUUGAUCAGGCAGUUCAGACCUUCUGAGCCCAACGGCCACUUGUACAACGCCACCAAUCAAAAUAAUGGGAAUGGUUACACGACUGGCGGGAUGAAUGGUCAAAACGGGAUGAAUGGUAUAAAUGGUGGGAUGAACGGUACAGAUAACGGGAUGAAUGGUAUAAAUGGUGGGAUGAAUGGUAUAAAUAACGGGAUGAACGGCCAUGAUGGGAUGAACGGUCACAGCAGGAUGAACAAUACCAACGGCCGGAUGGACUUCGAUGACGGUUUAAAUUCAGAUCUAAGAAGUACACAGAGUUCCAGGAAAGGCCAUUCUGAUCGCAGAAUUCAAGAUCAUGAGCCUGGGUCUUGUGUCCCAACGACCCUCAUAGUUGAAGUUGAGGUUCAUAGAACGAACACUGGUGUUGCUCCUGCCAAGAGACAGUGCUUCUCAGCGGAGACUGGCGAGACCGUGAACUACCAACAGAUGUCGCAACCAACGCGCCCUGUCAGCUAUCCGCCAUCUACCAUCUUGAGCGACACGCACAGCGAUAUAUCAUCAACUACAUCGUCGCUGAGUACGUUGUCGUACCCGGACCACAGGGUGGAACAUGAAAACAAUAUGCAAAGAUCGCACUCCGACCAUCAUCAACGCAAUUCAUAUCACCAGAAGGAGGAGAAUUAUGGCCCGCAGUCACCUUCUCAACUUGCCCCACCAUCAAAUCAACGAAACCGCUCUGUUCUCGGAAGAUUCCCGCAGAAUCAGGAAAACGGCGAAUCUGGUUACGGUGCCCACUGGUCUGAACAGAGGGACCAGAUGGCAUAUAAUCAGCCUGCACCGGCCGUUGGCCUCGCCCCAUCUGCAGGGCCACCUGUGCAGAAUUCCUCGACGUUCGAGGAUCAGAUUCGUCGGCAGAGUUUGAGGGUGCAGAGCAAGAGCGUUGCGUCAGGUUAUUCUGACCAGACGGAUAGUGCGCAUGUUCCACCGCCUCCUCCACCAAUGCCACCACCGACACCACCUUCCCUGGCACCACCUGCCCCACCGGUGCCAGCAGUCGGCUCAGUUAAGGAGAAUGUUGCCAAGCUUGCUCAAGCUCAAACGUCAAAGCCGUACCAGUUUAGUGAUUCCCACAAGAGCACGCCGAACAAACUCAACAGCUCGAUGCAGUCGCCGUUCAAACAGCGGCCGGACAGCUUGCUGAAAGAAAAAAAGUCAAAAACGGACAGCAUCAUUGAGGAACUGAAGUCAGUCAACAUGGUGGCAUCGUUGCGCAAAGUGCAGAAGGAUUCUGCCGUUGUGUUCGAUAGCUCGCGAAAGAAGACGCCGACUUCACCUGGAACGUUGCCAGGCAGUCCGGUGAUCUCCGGAAAUGUUCCGUUAACACCGGACAUGCCAUUUGAAAGUUUCUUAGAGCAGGUGUCGGACAAGGACCAACGAGGCAACGAAGUUCCCGCAUGGCGAAAACAGCUGCUCGCUCGUCAGAUGAUGGAGAAGGCCAAGAAGGAAUACGAACAGAGGCAGAAGGAACUUGAGGAACAAAGAAGGAUCGAAGAAGAAGAAAACAGACUGAAGAAUAUGCCGCAGUGGAAGCGUGAUAUGUUACAACGAAAGAAGGUGGAGACCGGCGAGAAUAGCCCAGCAUCACCUGCAGAAGUGGAUGGCGCAUCGGAAACAAAGUCGGUGCCAGUCACACCGACAGUUGAUGAUGACGGGAAGCCCAUUCCACCCUGGAAACAGGAAUUUAUGCAGAGGCGAAAAAGUAAAUCUCUUGAGCCUCUGAACAGCAUGUAGUACGUAUGAUUAUGUUGUCAUGGCUACAAAUGUAUAUGAAUUAUGUUGUGAAUUGUUGUGGUGUAUAAUCAUGAUUAUAUUAUGUUUUUAUGCUCAGGUUUCAACUCUCCCUCUAUGAACAAGGAGGCCAGGUAUUACUUAAGUCUGGGUAUCAUACCCGAGCCUGUUCAGGAAUCGAUCAAAUAGUGAUAUGACUCAAGUUUACCCUGUCCGACAUUUCUAUAGAAUCGAUCGACCUGUGCCUCUCCCUUCGCCUUUAAUCUAGACAUUUUAAAACUGAACCACAAAAAAAAUUGUCCUACAUGUAUCCUACAAAUAGAUGGGGGAGAGUUGUAAUAGCGGCCUAUGCUUUUAGAGGAGCAAAGGGCUAGCAAGUAAAUACAUGUAUGCUACCAAUUAAAGUGAUAUCUCUGUGAUGUUCUAGCUUUCCUAGUUGCCUUACAUACUUUAUAUUCUCUCACCCAAAGAGUGCAUUUUCAGAAGUUUUAGGUCUUUAGUUUUGAGUGCCUUGAAUCUCAAAAAGAUCAUUUAGAGAAAUCUGCUUGAUGUCGUUUGUUUUUGUGUUCAUUGAUGUUGUUUAUGAUUGUACUUUUGACAUGUUUGAGAUAUUUUAUCCUUGUGUUCAUAGGGUGCACUUAAAAAAUUGGUGUGUUUAAUGUAACUCUACCUACCGGUUCUCAUGCGACUCCAUUGGCUUCCUGUUAAAUACAGGAUUGUUUUCAAAGUGCUUUUAUUUACAUAUAAGGCAAUACAUGGAGUCGCACCUGCGUACCUGUGUGAUAUGGUCAGACUGAGGCACCAUUCCACCUACCAUCUCCGCUCUGUUAUUGCUCCAACUUUGGUGGUCCCUCGCACUAAGUGCAAAACCUUUGGUGACCGUUCUUUUUACAAGUCAUCACCGGUUCUAUGGAACCAGCUACCUUCCAACAUCAGGCUUGCUGGUUCCAUAGACAUUUUCAAAACUCUCCUGAAACAACACCUUUUCAGGGAGUGUUUUGCUUUGUAAAGCGCCUGAGAAUUUAAGUUUUUCUUUUAAUUCAGGCGCUAUAGAAAUUCUUAUAUUCAUUCAUUCAUUCAUUCAUACCGAUAGAUAACCCCCCUCCUAUAAAAAUUUUGAAUCGGGGGAAAGAAAAAUUUCUCAAAUAUUUCAUUUCUUCCAUUGUUUUGCACUUUUUCUUCAUUUUUAAGGGGUCUUUUGGGAUUUCUGGAAAAUAUUUAUUGUUGAUAAGAAAAAUUAUUUGCCUGCCUACCUACCCCAAAGUUUCUGGACAUGUAUGUUACUUGCAACAAACAAGAUCUUAAGGAUGACCUAGAUGAACUGAGACAUUCCAAAAGAGAUGUCGUAAUAGACAUCUCAAAUUGUUCGUUGUCAGUCGAGACUGUGAUCCUGAACUGUGGCGGUCCUAUGGCGAAUGAAGCAUAUUAAAAACUUCGGGUGUUGUCCAGAUCAGACUUUUGGUUGGACAACAUCUAUCAGAUGUUAAAAGCCUGCCAGGUGCCAAUGGGUGGGGUGCAUUGGAAAAUUUAUUUUGUGAUAUGGCUAAACUUUGAAAGGAACUCAUAAACCUCAAUGGUUAAAUAUGUAUUCUAGAUCUGAUGUCUUGUAUAUAGGUAGCAUUGUGUGAUAUUGAACCGGGGCGCAAGUAUUUCUCUUUAGCGAUUUAUUCAACUUUUCGACUUUCACCGCCCGAGAAAGUCAAACUUCCAACUUCCUAUUCGAGUUCAGAUUUGUAGCUCCGCGCCCAGUGCCCGAGCAUGCGCAGUUCAAUUUGUUAUUAUUGAGAAUCAUGUGAGAAUCACGUGAGUCAUGCGAUCUUUCAUUCAUGAGUUUUCGUAGUAAAUUCCAUAGUAGUGACGUCACUCAAUGAUUGACAGCUAGGCGCCAUGUUUCAUUCAUGCCUCGUUCUGAUCACCCGAUACGCGGGAAAUGAAAACGAGGUCAUACGAACUGGCUUGGCGGUUUCAGUUCCCUUUAAUUUUUAUUGGGAGGAUCAGUAUUACAUGAAUUUUGAGUGAUAUGUAAAAAUGAACCUUCUCAAUUCCUGUUUCAUUGACUGGCAUAGCAGAUCAUUAUUAGAUAGAUUCGGUCUGAUGAACAUGUGGACGAUAGGGGCCCAAAAGGUACCAUUCACAAACUCGCGUAUGACUUGAUGAUGUAUCAAUUGCUAUGAUACCGACAGAGGCCCAGGAAAGGGUUGUUUUGCUCGUAAAAAAUUUGCCUUAACUUUGGCAACUGCUGAGGUUCUGUGAGUUCUUAAACAUAUUUUUAUAAAUGUAUUUCACGUUGUGUGGUAUUUAUACAUGUACUAUUAUACAUAUAUAUAUUCACUUUUGGUGCACCGUCCAAAUAAUAUUAGUACCGGUAUCGUAAAUUUGUUAAUGAACUAUCAUUCCAUGUAUAUUUAUGGUCCAAUGUAACUAAUUAUACAUUUUGUUGUAUAAUCAGUACAUUUUCGUGGAUUUUAUUUGCUUUCUACAUGUAUCUUCACAUAUUCCACUGUGUAAAUGGUUCAAUUGGGCGAUUAUAAAUUUGUUGAAAGUAACAAGAUUCCAUCCAUGGGAGCCGAAAUGAACAAAGCUUGCAAAUAUUUUUGUUGAUUGAGAAAAAUAUGUUUCCCUAUAAUUAACUGACCUAAUUUUGUUUAAAAAGGCCCUUGAACCAGUCUGUGCAAACGUGAGUUUCACGUACCUGGUUAAAGAAAUGGCUGUAUUAUCCUCAUUUCACUGUACAUACAUUAUAUGUUAGUAUGUGUGAUAAAAAAGCUCACUUCUAUUGGUGAAACAAAAAGUAUUGAGCUAUCAUCGGUAUUUCUUUGUGUAUUUUGUCAUUCCAUCCCUUAUAUAACACAUGGAAAUAAAAGACUGCAGACUGUGUGUUUGGGGUUUGUGUAGCUUUACCCUUUGGCAACUAAGUAUGAAACUAUAAGGGAGCAUAUUAAAGUAGGUUGAAGCCUAUGGAGACAAACAUUUUUUGUCUGAGCUAUAUUUAAUAGAACAGCUAUUCGAGUGCCAUCUGUCCGUUGGUCCAUCCAUCUGUCCACAUGGGCACAUUUUGUAUUCAAUUGGGCUAUUGACUGAAACUUGGGUGAUGAUACCUAAAGAGCCUUCUUUUUGAGGUCUAAGGGCACAAACUCUUACAUUUCAUUGAAUGAGGCAUGUUUUGUCAUCAUUUGUCCAAUAGUAUUUGGAACUGUAGAAGCAUGAUACAGGCAUCUCAAUAUGUUAACAAAAUCGAGGUUGAAAGUGAUCUACUAAUCUACUUCAGUGCCACCUCGAGGAUGGCCAGGGUUGGCAAACGUUAAUUUAUGGAUGUGACUGAACUGAACAGAAGUGACCUACUCUUGGAGAUGCUCUAUCAGUAUUUAGAUGAGUUGGUUGCUGAAUGAUGAAAUGGAAAGAAUAAUAAUAUCCUAGGCAGUGGGAUGAUAAAAUUGUGGUGCAUCGAAUCAAUUAUUUUUGAUUGGCGGGAAUGGCAAUUCUACUUAUAAUCUUCUCACAUUCCUGUUCUAUCAAAUUGGAAUAUAUUUACACAUGUACAUGUAUGUUGUUCUCUACAAAUUUUGUGAUAAUUAUUGUAGACCAUCUGGCCUUUCCGCUCUGAAUGACUAUGUAAUGUGUCUUGCAUAAUUUGACCAAAUGACCAUUUGAUUAAUGCAAUUAUCUUUAAAUUUGAUGUCCGAAAUUAACGGAGAGGAGGGGCAUGUACACGUAUACCAUAGAGAAUGUUCCGAAUGUUGUGAGAGUUGGAGUCAACUAUAUGCGUUUUCUUGGAUUAUCAAAAGCUUUUCUUUGCCUCCUUUGGGCGUUUUAGAUUGUGUUUUCCUUGGUAAUUUCUUCUAUAUCAGGCUUUCCUUGACUAAAGAUAUGCAAGACUCAUAUAACGUUUCUUCUUAAACUAUUGUGUUAAGGCAAUUUAGUCGUUUGAUGAACGCCUGUACAAAAGGAUGAUUUAAUACCUGUGAGGUCACGCUUUAUGUACAAUUCAUGUUUACACAUGUAACGUGUCACUGUUAAGUUUUAAAACAAGUCAUCUCAAAAAAUCGGGCUACAUACGAUUCACGGUGUCACUCUCAUCCUCACGUUUUCAAGCCACUGUUAAAUCGUGACAAGUGAUAAGAUGAAUCCUACAGAACUCUGGCCUAAUAGGCUGUAUAACAAACAUUCCUCAACCGGCUAAAUUGCGUCGACACAGUUUUAUGUACAUGUAUGAUCUGUGUAUAUCAUGACUAUGGUUAAGACAACGAAUAAACGUUCACUUUGAUGUCUAA
Messenger RNA from Lineus longissimus, 7123 nucleotides. Its product is annotated as espin-like. NCBI's taxonomy places the organism in Eukaryota, Metazoa, Nemertea, Pilidiophora, Heteronemertea, Lineidae. Gene Ontology annotation, biological process: actin filament bundle assembly. Gene Ontology annotation, molecular function: actin filament binding. Gene Ontology annotation, cellular component: cytoplasm. Bases 114 to 2855 code for a protein of 913 amino acids. The transcript is spliced from 14 exons. The record is from RefSeq and is a predicted model, not a curated record.